Messenger RNA from Penicillium subrubescens, 1344 nucleotides. RefSeq names its product FAD-dependent oxidoreductase. Lineage: Eukaryota; Fungi; Ascomycota; Eurotiomycetes; Eurotiales; Aspergillaceae. The record is from RefSeq and is a predicted model, not a curated record. Gene Ontology annotation, molecular function: FAD binding; monooxygenase activity. The coding region runs from base 1 to 1344 and encodes 447 amino acids. The transcript has 4 exons.
AUGUCCGGCUGGAAACGCCUAAAUGUCGGCGUCAUUGGUGGCGGUAUCGGCGGCAUGUCCGUGGCCAUCGCACUCCGUCGAGCAGGCCACGACGUGACGAUCUACGAGAAAUCCGAUUUCGCCGGCGAGGUAGGCGCAUCGGUGUCUUGCGCGGCGAACGGGACUCGCUGGUUGCACGAGUGGGGCGUUGAUAUCGCCAAGGGUGACCCGGUCGUGUUGAAGAAGUUGAUUAAUCGGGAUUGGAAGACGGGUGAACCUGUUAGUGUGUAUGAUUUGGAUGAUUAUGAGAAGCGGUGGGGGUAUGUGUACAACAUGUUUCAUCGGCAAUAUAUGCAUUCUAUGUUGAAGGAUUCGGCGUUGGGGGAGGAAGGGGAGGGUUCGCCUGCGAAGUUGGUGGUUAAUCAUCGGUGCCGUGAUAUUGAUAUGAAGACAAGCACGGUCAUCUUCGAAAAUGGUGUUAUUGCACACCACGAUCUGAUCGUUGGCGCUGACGGUAUUGGCUCUGUUGUCCGAGGCAUUCUGGGUAUCAAGCCUGAGAAGCGCCCCUCCGAGUCCAGCUGCCUUCACGCCAACGUCGACACCGAGGAAGCAAUCCGACUCGGUCUGGUCGACUAUUCACAGGACAGCGCCCUCGAAUACUGGGGUGGCCAAGAAGGCAAAUGGGACAAGAUCGUUCUCUCCCCCUGCAACGGCGGCAAACUCCUCUCCUACUACUGCUUCUUCCCCCGCGAACAAGGCGAUUACUCCACCCAAGCCUGGGGUUCCGAGUCUCGCCCGACCGAGGAACUCCUCAAGCCUUACCCUCAACUGGACCGUCAAGUUUUCAAGCACCUCGCUAUUGGAAAGGAGAUUCAGCCCUGGCGGCUGUGGGUGCAUGAUCCUUAUCCGUACAUUCACCGGGCGAAUGUUUGUCUGUUGGGUGAUGCGGGACACCCGAUGAUGCCUCAUCAAAGCCAGGGUGCGUGCAUGGCUAUUGAGGAUGCGGCUGCGCUGGGAAUUUUGUUCAAUAAGAAGUAUUUCAACGGUGAUGUUGCGCAGUCGCUGGAGGCUUAUGAGCAGGUGCGCUUGCCUCGUGCUACAAGAGUGCAGGCUGCGGCUGCUAAGGCGGCGUAUAACAUUAAUGAGAGAAUUGGAUUCUCCGUCAACAAGGAUACUCCCACAUACAAGGUCGAGGAUCCAAAGAAGGUUCUCACGAUCGAGGAGAUGAACUCAUACGAUAUGUACCAUGACAUCGAGGAGAAACUGGCUGCUAUCCGUGGUAUCAACUACACCGACAAAUUUGUCUGCGGUCUCCCCAUGGGAUUGGAACUGCCUAAUGGCAUUAUCGUCGGGGCCGCAGCAUGA